AUGGCAGCACAAAUCACCAGCCAGGUUGGUUGGAUUUGUUCUCGCCCCAUCGAGUAUGCCGCCGCCAGAGCAAUGCUCGACGAAAGCUACGGUCACCCUGAGCAGCAACAUGCAGCAGACUCAAAUACCUACCACUUGGGUCGAAUGGGCAAACACUAUAUUGUAAUCACCUGCAUGCCCUCUUCCCAGCGUGGGACUGCUGCUGUUGCUGCGGCUGUUCAUCACCUGUUCCAGUCUUAUUAUAGGAUUCGGAUGGCUAUGUUGGUUGGUGUAGGGGGUGGAAUACCGUCUCAAUGGAAUGAUAUCCGCCUGGGUGAUAUUGUGGUCAGCUACCCCGACGGCAACUGCGGUGGCGUCCGUCACUUUAGUGUGGGCAGUGGGGGUCAGAUUCGGUGCUUCGGCGGACCAUUGAAUAUCCCUCCUCGAACAAUGUUGUCAGCCGUGGACAUGAUGAAAGGGCUGGCGCUCACUAAGGACCCCAGAUACCUUGAGGUCAUUCGAACCACGACCCAGGGUACGGGCCGUGUGCAGAGGACCUUCGCCCGACCUGCUCACGAUUCCUUGUUCAAAAUCGAACACGAGCACCCAACAUACGCAAGGGACUGUACAGGAUGCCCGGCCGAAUGGGAAGUGCAACGUGCUGAACGUCGGGGUCCAACUCCUAAGGCACACUACGGAAUCAUUGCUUCGGGAGAUGUCAUCAUGGAUAGCGGGCAGCUUAGAGAGGCGCUGCGUCAGAAAACGGGGGCAUUAUGCGUCGACAUGGAGGCCGCCGGAUUGUUGCAGGGCUUUCCGGGGGUCGUCAUCCGAGGUAUCAGCAAUUACGCCGAUUCGCACCAGAACGAUCAGUGGGAGGCUUUCGCUGCUCUGGCUGCGGCGUCAUAUGCGAAAGACCUGCUCUCAUAUAUGCCCUCUGAGAGGCCUAUUGCGGGGAGUUGA
Molecule: messenger RNA, 939 nt
Organism: Aspergillus terreus NIH2624
Lineage: Eukaryota; Fungi; Ascomycota; Eurotiomycetes; Eurotiales; Aspergillaceae
Exons: 1
Coding region: 1-939 (312 amino acids)
Biological process (GO): nucleoside metabolic process
Molecular function (GO): catalytic activity
Source: RefSeq, a predicted model, not a curated record